This is a messenger RNA of Anopheles nili, 432 nucleotides long. Its product is annotated as mitotic-spindle organizing protein 1-like. Gene Ontology annotation, cellular component: centrosome; gamma-tubulin ring complex; spindle. NCBI's taxonomy places the organism in Eukaryota, Metazoa, Arthropoda, Insecta, Diptera, Culicidae. The transcript has 2 exons. Gene Ontology annotation, biological process: microtubule nucleation by interphase microtubule organizing center; mitotic spindle assembly; gamma-tubulin complex localization. The record is from RefSeq and is a predicted model, not a curated record. Bases 166 to 411 code for a protein of 81 amino acids.
CUCAACUAUUGCAAGUUAGAGUAGAAAAUAUGGUAUAGACUAGAUCACCAAAUCAACCCGGGCAAUUGUUUUAUUGCGAAGAAACUUUACUCGAAAACGGAGAACUCUAGCAAUUCAGUUUAAACCCAUCUGUAUCACUACUUUAUAUUUCCACAUUCAUCCGAGAUGCCCGAACCAAGCAGUAACGAAAAUAGCAACUCGAACCUCUACAUGCGCUUGCAAAAGUCGCAGUUGGUUCGUGCGCAUAUACAGAACAUUUCUCAGUUUCUCAACACCGGUCUUAGCCCGGAAACACUUGAUAUCUGCGUCAAGCUGCUUGAAGCGGGUGUCCAUCCCCAAUCGCUCUCUGAGGCAGUGAUACAAAUUCGCAAUGAGAUGGCUGCGCUUAAUAACGGCGAGACAAAUGAGUAAAGCGUAAAAUAAACAUUUAUU